Molecule: messenger RNA, 5511 nt
Organism: Triplophysa dalaica
Lineage: Eukaryota; Metazoa; Chordata; Actinopteri; Cypriniformes; Nemacheilidae
Gene: dennd3a
Product: DENN/MADD domain containing 3a
Exons: 25
Coding region: 274-4128 (1284 amino acids)
Biological process (GO): regulation of Rab protein signal transduction
Cellular component (GO): cytoplasmic vesicle
Molecular function (GO): protein binding
Source: RefSeq, a predicted model, not a curated record
GAGAGAGAGAGAGAGACACACAGAGUGAGAGAGAGAUGUUUGUGUGUUUCACGCGGUUCGAUUUCUGAUCGCAUCUGUGUGUGAUUUAUCUUCCCGCCUUCAUAUUCUUCAACACUUAUGUUAAACUAACAGGAUUUGAUUCUUUUUCUACUUUCACGACACUUUGUAUCGACUCACAGCGGAUUGUAAAGGCAGACAAGAGUGUCCCACCAGAGCAAUGGACUCCAAAGCCGAAGAUUAAAUUCUCAGGGAAUUUCAGCCGAGCGUCUCGUGAUGGUGGACACCAUCCCGUCCGGUCUGUUGGAGGCGUGUGUUGUUGUGGGAGUAUCAGACGAACAUCUGACAGAAUUAUGUCAGCUUCAGGGCAAAGACGGAGAGCUCCCCCCGGUGGAGGUGGAGGUGUUGCAGGUUCACGCUCCUCCGUUUGUUAAGAGAGAGAGUUCAAGUGACGGUCUGGAGAGUUCUCACGCUCCGGCCUUCAGCAGAGCCCAGAAACGACGCUCGUUCAAGAAGAAGAGAGAGAGACCCAUCUCCUUCAAUAGCGACUCUGCCAGCCAAUCAGCAGUCGCCACCUCAGAGGACCUGAGCGUACCUCAAAACAUCGACCUCAUGGCUCUGCAGCAGCUCUGUUUCCCAGAUGGUUUGAGGAUAACCAAUGAGAGCAGAGAAGACUCGUAUCAUUUCCUGGUGUUCACGGAUGUGUUUGGGAAUCAGACGCAUGGAGUGGUCGCUCAGUACUGUAAACCGGUUCAGUUUAACCAGGAUGGUGUGAUGCAUCUCAAUGGUAACCGGUCCUCCAAACUCCCGCGCUUAUAUACGACAUACAGCAUAUGUAUCAUUUCCAGAUACCCCUAUUAUAAUGCACUCAGAGACUGUCUGUCCUGUUUCUUGCUUCAGCUGAAGACCGUCCGGAUGUCAGAGUUUGAAGAGACGGUGAAGGAGUUCUCUGCUAAGUUGGCACUGGUGCCCAUCCCUCCUCCAGGGCAGCUGCACGUGGUGUUUAACCUCAGACCUCUUGCCAUCGAGCUUCCUUCGAGACUGGAUGCGGAUCGGCCUGUGGUGGAUCUUGAUCUUCAUCUGCCGUUUCUGUGUUUCCAGCCCCAACAGAUCCUGCAGAUCAUCAGCAGUCUUCUGAUGGAGCACCGGCUGGUGUUUCUCUCCACCGAUUGGUCCAAGCUCACGCUGAUGGCUGAGUGUUUCAUGAUCUUCAUCCAUCCUCUGCGCUGGCAGCAUCCGUAUGUGCCCGUGCUGUCCCGUCAGAUGCUGGACUUCAUCAUGGCCCCCACCGCCUACCUGAUGGGCUGCCACACCUUUCAUUUUGAUGAUGUCACCGAGGAAAUUGAGGAUCUGGUUCUUAUAGACAUCGAUCAAGGAACUGUAAUCUCUUCACACACUCCAGAGCUUUUGGAUGUGCCGCAGGCAGCAAAAAAUUGUUUUUUAUUCCGUUGUCAGGAUUUGCAGCUGCAUUAUGAUCUGGAGUUGUGUAACAGCAGCACACACACAGACAUCAAUGAUGUGCGCGCUCACAGGAGACGCUGGCAACACACGCUCAACACCGUCAUCAUGAAUGUCACCAUGGAGCUGAUCGUCAACAUCUUCAGUGAUGUGCAUGAGUUUCUGAACUACGAGCAUCGUGUUUUCAACAGUGAAGAGUUCCUCAGGUCCAGAGAGCCAGAAGAUCUCAAUAUCUACAAGAAGGUCUUGGACACUCAUAUAUUUCACUCAUUUCUGAGAGAUCGUUUGAACAAAAGGGACGACGCCUUCACUCGUAUGGAGAUGAGCCACCGCUCUGAGACUCGCAGGUUAAGAGCCAUGACGGAGUCUCCACGCAGACCCACUGUUGAGGAAAUCCGUAAGUUCUCCAGACCUGAGAACGGUCUGAACAAGAGGCUGGGGAUGAGCAUGCCGAACCUGGCUGAUGACAGAGUACUAAACACACCGGUCCGACAAAUGUCAAUGAAGGCCAUGUUCUCACAGUGCGGCACCUGGAAUCCCUCAAGAUCAAUCAAAACCUUUAAUCUCCCAGAAUUCCCUCCUCCGCUGGCCUUUCAGUACGUUCAGAACUAUUACUCUGAUCUCAUCAGUCGUCUGACCAAAGCCAUCGCCAUGGCAACCCCAGAUGACUCCGCCCUCCUGGCCCGUUAUCAUUACCUGCGCGGGCUGGUGAAUUCCGUCGCCGGGAGACGCGUGGACGCUCUCGGGGACUUCCAGAGCUUGUAUAAGACAGACGUGGACAUCUUUCCCUCUCAGCUGGUGAACACGCUGGUGGAUUCUCUGCCAGUGGAGGAGAGACAGUCGGCCGAGAGACGCACCGAGUUAAAGCGUCUGAUCAGCCGGGUGAAGAGGGACAAUGAGAGGGAGCGAGCGCGCCCACUGGAUGGCGGAACGAUCAAGAGGUUUGAACUGCCAAAGAAACACCUGCAUCUGGAUGAUUUUGUGCGGCGCGUGCAGGAGUCGGGCAUUGUGAAGGAUCUUGGCACCAUCCAUCGACUGUUUGAUGCUCUCACUGUGGGUCUGGAAGCCACAUCGCAGUCUGUAUUUUACCUUGAGAUGGAGGGUCAGCAGAAGCAGGUUGAUCCAGAGAUCUUCUGUUUCUUCUAUAACUUCUGGAAGGAGACUGAAGCAGCAGCUCAAGACGUGGAGUUACCGGCCGUGGUUCUGGAACACAUGGAGAGCAAUGAAUGUGUGUACAAGCUCUCGUCUUCAGUCAAGACCAGCCACGGCGUGGGAAAAAUUGCCAUGACCCAGCGCAGGCUUUUCCUGCUGACAGAGGGACGGCCCGGAUAUGUCGAGAUCACAAAGUUCAGAGAUAUUGAGGACGUGAAGUUAUCUUCAGCUGCGUUUCUUCUUCUGAGGAUCCCAUCCCUGAAGAUCAAGACGUCCCUCAGGAAGGAAACGUUUGAGGCAAACCUGAAGUCUGAGUGUGAUCUCUGGCAUAUGAUGAUCAAAGAGAUGUGGGCCGGGAGGAAGAUGGCAGAUGAACAUAAGGAUCCUCAGUUUAUGGAUCAGGCUCUGACUAACGCUCUGCUGAUGGACGCUGUGGUGGGCAGUCUACAGACUCAGAAAGCCAUCUACGCUGCUUCCAAGCUCUCGUACUUUGACAAGAUGAAAUCAGACGUUCCCAUGAUGGUUCCCAAGACGACAUCUGAGACCCUGAAGCACAAGAUCAAUCCGUCACUGGAUGUGACAUCACCUCAAGCUGUGGAUGUUCUGUGCUACACUCCUGGUCAGCUGGGUGUGUCGGAUCUGGACGGAGGUGGAAACCCAAAGCUCUGGUGUGCGAUGGCCAAUGGGAAGGUUCUGGUGUUUGAUGCUACCAGCUGGUCCAUGCAGCACAGCUCUGUUCAAGUGGGAACGUCACGUCUGAACUGUAUGCUUGCGGUGAACUCACAGCAGCUGUGGAUCGGCUCACAGGAUUCAAUAAUUUACAUCAUAAACCCUCGCAGCACGUCCUGCAAUAAACAUCUGACGGAGCAUCGCAUGGCCGUCACCGGAUUCGCUCUGGAGGAGAGAGCUGACAAGUUCAGUCAGACGGUGGCAUACUCGUGCAGCACAGAUGGCAGUGUGAUCGUAUGGGACGUGUUCAUGCUUCAGGUCAAACGGCAGUUCAGAGUGUCGUGUGAUGGGAUGUGCUCCAUUCAGAUUCACGACGGCAUGUUGUGGUGCUGUGCACGUGAUGGUCUGACAGAAGUCCGCAGGAACGGCGCUGUGAAUCGUAAGGUGUCACUUCCUGUUCACCUGUCGAGUUCUCCGGGGGGAUUCAGCAGUUUUCUGCUCUUUAAUGAGUCGGAGCAGCUGUGGGCCGGCUUCGCAGACGCAGGUGAGAUCUGCAUGUGGCACUGCAGAGACGUGAGCAGACCCAUCAUCAGAAUCCAGCUGAAAGACUGCGCAGGUGUCGUCUGCAUGAUCAAAGUCAAGAAACAGAUCUGGGUGGGAUGUCGCGGACGCAGCGCCGCAGGGAAAUCUCGUGGGAAGAUCUACGUGGUGAACACCGAGCGGUGCACAGUGGAGAAGGAGCUGAUCGCACACGCUGACUGCGUGCAGACGCUCUGCUCGGCUGAAGAUCGAUACGUGCUCAGUGGAGCUGCGCAGGACGAUGGCAAGAUCGGCAUAUGGAAGGUCGAGUAGAAAGGGUGAGGACAGCAUCUUAUACUGGAAAGACAAAAACUUCAUCUCCAGUUAUUAACAUGAUGAACAUGUGUUUGAACAUGAAACAGUAUACAGUACAUUACAAACAAACAUCAUCUACCUGAUGAGAUAUGAUGAAGGAAACACAACAUGCAAAUUAUACUUGUAUUCAUAUGAAGAUGAAAGUAUUCAUUUGUGUGUUACCUAGUGAUGAAGUCGCUUAUUAUUAAAGGGAAAGACACGUUUAUAUUCUUCAGUGUUAUUUCAGUAUUUAGUAGCUCACUCAUGACUCAAGUCGGAGGAUUUUCUUCUGUUUAUAGUGAACUAAAAACCAAAGAGGCGAGUGAAUGAGUCCAACAUCGCUGUAAAUCACAGGAUCAGUUUGUUUUAAAGAUCUUUUAGAUGCACAAAAAGCCAUUUAACAAAGUUCUGUUUAGGAUGUUUCACAAAAAUGGUAAAAAUGACAGUUUCAAACGUUUAUUUUGCAUGAAGUGCAGAAAUAUGACAUAUAUGCGUCCAUUUCGGCUCAGUUUGAUACAAUUUUACCACACUUUUUUGAAUAAUUAUUGCUCACAUCCUUUUAUAUUGCACGUACAGCUUUAUACAAAGAUCAUAGCUGCAAAUCUUUUGAAAUGCAUUUAAUUUGUGAUAUUUUUGUUCAACUCCCUGUCAUCACAUCAUUCCAACAAACUGUUUCUUUAUUGUAAAGUCUGUGAUAUCUGCCUCUGUUCUGCCAUCUUGUUACUCUGAACUAGUUUCAGAGACCUCUUCAGCUCUCUUCAAUCAUUUAGGAGCUGAACACUUAUGAACCUUUAUGAAUCACUCUUAUUCUUUUAUAUAUAUAUAAAUCACUCAUAUUCUUAAGCCUAGAAAUAAAUGACGUCAUUCUCAGACUUUUGAAACACUUAAGAGUGAGUUUAUACUUCAAAAGCUCAUACAUUUGGUCUCUUUAAACAUUGUUUCAUUUUACAAUUGCGAAAAUGCACUUUACUCUCUCGUCUUAUUUUUAAAUAACCGUUAUUGUUUUAUGAAUAUAAACGUUGUUUAUGUGUGUUAUCAAAGAAUAACUUUCAACAUCAAGAGGAAAUCUUAGUGAUGAUGUUGAAGCAAAAGGAGCUACUCUUUUAUAUAUAUUUGAUUUGUAAAGAUGUUUUGUACAAACAGUUUAUCAUGCUUUUUAUUGUAUCUAUAUUUAACAUAAAAUAAUAUUUAAUCAUUUUUAAACUGAUGUACUGUUUUAUGUUGAAACAUUGUACCGAGUCAAAUAUGUUCAAAUGUUAUUCUGACAUCGAAUCUGGGGUUAAAAUUGUAAUUUUUGGUAGAAAAUGUGUUUUAUAAAACUGUUUUUAUAUCUGUUCUAUCUAAUAAAUAUUUUUGAUGAAA